AACAUAUGUAGCUGUUUGUUUAUUCUUUUCCGAGUAUCCAAAAAAUGGUGGCUGUCAAAGCUAUUCUUUUCUUUUCGAUAUUGCUCUUAAGUUUUGCUCUCUUGUCUCGUGCUGAUACAAGUAGUAUCACAGUCACGGUGAAAUCAGUGACCACCAUAGCUAAUACCGACAGCGACUUCAUUUGCGCAACUCUGGACUGGUGGCCAAAGGACAAGUGCGAUUAUGGACAGUGCCCAUGGGGGAUGACCGGCAUUCUCAAUCUGGAUCUAAACAACCCCAAUUUGGCAAAAGCAGUCAAGGCUUUUGAUCCGUUGAGGAUAAGAGUCGGAGGUUCGUUGGAAGAUCAGGUGGUGUACCAAGUUGGGCAUGCAAUCAAGAAGUUCCCCAGAUUUAAGAAGCGGAAGGAUGGACUGUUUGGGUUCAGCAGAGGGUCUCUUUCCAUGAAAAGAUGGGACCAGCUCAACAAGUUCUUCAGUGAAACCAAUACCAAAGUCAUUUUCGGGUUGAACGCCCUCUUCGGCAAGAAGAAUAAGGAGCCAACCACGAUCCUUUGGGUUGGAGAUUGGAACCCACAUAACGCUCGUGAUUUUAUGAACUACACUGCUCAAAUGGGAUACAAGAUCGAUUCCUACGAAUUCGGGAAUGAGCUGUGUGGUUCAGGGGUAUCUGCUAGGGUUGAAGCAGAGCAGUAUGCGAGAGAUACUAUCCAAGUGAGGAAAGCUGUGAAUGAAUUGUACCCAGAUCCCAGUUCCAGGCCCAAAGUGUUAGGGCCAGCGGGCUUCUUUGAUGAAGAAUGGUUCAAGAAGUACCUUCAGGCUGUUGGGCCCAAUGUUGUUGAUGGUGUCACCCACCAUAUCUACAAUCUCGGUGCAGGUGUUGAUCCAAACCUGAUACACAAGGUUCAGGACCCAUUCUUCCUAGAUGAAGUAGCACAGACAUUCAAGGAUGUUCAGGAUGUAGUGGACCGGUCCGGCACAGGGGCAGCUGCCUGGGUCGGCGAAUCCGGCGGCGCAUUCAACAGCGGCGGCAGAGAUGUCUCCCACACCUUCGCCAACGGAUUCUGGUUCCUGGAUCAGCUUGGAAUGGCCUCCACUUUCAGCCACAAGGCCUACUGCAGGCAAUCCCUCGUUGGCGGAAACUAUGGCCUCCUCAACAGCAACACAUUCACCCCGAACCCCGAUUACUACGGUGCACUUCUGUGGCAUCGAUUGAUGGGGACCGGAGUAUUGGCAACUACCCACGACGGUUCUCCAUACCUGAGAUCUUACACCCAUUGUACUAAGAACCAGACUGGGGUUACGUUGCUUCUCAUCAACAUGGACAACUCCACAACCUUCAAUGUCUGGGUUACCAAUGAUCUGAACAUCUACAACGAAAAAUCGGAAUCGAGCUCUCUGACAGAGGACCGAGAAGAGUAUCAUUUGACACCCCAAGGAGGGAACAUUCAGAGCGAUGUGGUCCUCCUCAACGGAACUCCAUUGAAGCUCACUGACUGUGGUGACAUUCCAAACCUCCCUCCUAAGUACGUCCCAGCUUCGUCUCCGGUUACUGUGGCUCCUUCCUCUUUCGUGUUCGUCAGGAUUAAGGAUUUCAAGGCCCCUGCCUGCCAAAACAGAUAGAACAGGACUAACCCUACUUAAUUGGGUCUUUCUUUACUCUGUGGGUUUGUUAGUUUUCUGCCUUUACAUUGAUUUCUUUCUUGUACUACUUUAGGUUCUUGGAAGAACCCUUCGGCCACGUUAGAAUUCAUUGUAAUUCAAUUCAUCAAUUGUUAGAUUCUAUUCUUUGAAGACCAACUAACUCUGCCAUAAAAAUAAAAAAAAAUCCUUAGCUUUCCGGAAAAGGAUACCAGGCUUUUGCCUCUUGUCGUUCAAAGGGUAUAACUUUCCGCAGAGAUGGCUGCAGAAAUGGGCAAGCUUGUCAAAGGAGGCAGAGAAAUGCUUUCCUUAAGAAUGAAGGUUUGUGUUAUUCAAAUGAAGGUAUGAUAAGCAUGCUCUAUAUGCCAGCAAGCAAUGUUGUCAGGCUUCACCUUCAAAAUACCACAGCCAUCUGAUCUGAGGGGCAAGUUUUCAGUUUAAAUCUAAGAGCACAUCUCUUCCAGAAAUGGACUACUUGAUCAGGCAAACCAAGGGAAGGGUUUCUGGACAAACAAAACCUGCAACAGGGGGAGAGGCCAGCAGUUCCACAGAAAGAAGAAUCCCACUACACAAGACCGAGUCCUACAAAGGUUUGUCUGUCCUCUGUAAUUUCAUUCAUGAAAAAGCUUGAAUCAUUAACAUAAAGCAAACAUUGGUGGCAAUGUACUCAAAAUCACCCUUAAAUUUGUAAAAAGGCUAUUCUUUUACAAUUUUAGACUACUAACCGAGUUAAACUCUACGUAAAAUCGUUUAGUAAAACUCAAUACUCAAAGCGGUCAAAUCGUAUAAAACAUACUUUUUGAAGCAUUUCUAUCCAUUUUCUUUCGAGGGCUAGCUAGAUGGUUGAAAAUUCAGCAAAAAAGGCGCCAUAUUGCAAUUGUAAAAUUCAAUAAUUCAUCCAAAACAUGACGACGAUGAUGUGGUGGUGAUGAAGAACAUUCGAAUGCAAAUGUCGAAAUUAAUGUAUUAAUCUAGUUUCAUUUCUAUUAUUUAAAAUAUUUUAUAUGCUUUGAUUUUGAGAAUCCAAUUAUUGAACUUACUGACUUUUUGGUCCGUGCUUCGUGGUGGUUUCUUUGAAUAAAAUUUCAUUCACUCAUUUAACGAUUUAAUUGAAAUAAAAUUAUUUACUAAAUAGUUCUUGUAAACACUUCCAUAACCUUUACUCAAUAUCUUGAUUAUUACGGAAGACUUACAUAAUAUCUUUGUUUGAUUGAAAACUAAGAAAUAAUUAUUCUUUCAAACUUCAUAAGUUUUUGUAUACUAGAACGGUGUUGUUUAAUCUUCCGUAAUAUGUAGUCUAAUUAAUAAUCAAGUCAAAUUUUAUUAAACCAUUAUGUGGGCUAGGGACAGGAGGGUACACGUAGUGGGCUCUGAGUUUGGUUAUGGGCCGAGUUGGGUUCAUGGGUUGGAUGUAUGACAUGACAGGCUUAGUGACGUGGCGGGUCGGGUUUGACCAUUUAAAGCACAAAAUAUGUUUGUUUAAUGGGAAACAAAAUAUGUUUGUUUAAUUGCUACAUAAGAGAAUAUUAUUCCUUCGUAAAGUUUAAGUAUUGUCUUAGUCAUGUUACUGAAGACUUAUUUUGUACGCUUUGUUUAAUUGACCCCCAGUAAGAUUUACGUAAUUGUUGUAGAAUGAUGUUACGCAAAUAUUCUGUAGUUUGUUUAUCUGUUGUAUUGGAGAAAAAUCACAUAAACAACUACCUUGUAU
Linum trigynum is the source of this 3345-nucleotide messenger RNA. The record is from the annotation of a GenBank genome assembly. Lineage: Eukaryota; Viridiplantae; Streptophyta; Magnoliopsida; Malpighiales; Linaceae.